GUAUAAAUAAACAAGAGAAAGAGAAAACCUCUGAAAACAUCUUUGAGUAAAACUAUUUCAGGUGCGUGAAAUCAUGUCCGCAAUGCAGAGGGGCACAAUCUGCAAACCUCAGUUUGGACCGUGGCUCAUAGAGCAGGUGGAAAGUGGGCUGUAUGAGGGAUUGCACAUGAUCGCUGCAUCCAGUGACACAUUUCGGAUCCCUUGGAAACACAAUGCACGCAGAGACCUCGGGGACGAGGAUAUUAAAAUAUUUAAGGAAUGGGCUGUGGUUAGUGGAAAGAUCAAUGAACACCCUAAUGACAAGGCGAAAUGGAAAACAAAUUUCCGCUGUGCGCUUCACAGUCUGAAAAACUUCCAGAUUGUGCACGACAACUCAAGAGACCCAGAUGAUCCUCACAAAAUCUAUCGCAUUAUCCGCCCUCAGAAUCACCAAGAGACUCUGAGUGUAGAACCAAUUCAACAGCAGCCCAUAUUCAUUGAUGAGAUCUACAGUGCAAAUAAUUACAUAUCUCAAGAAAUGGAGCAGGACUUGCUCAACCAGAUGGAUACUAUGGAUCUAAAUCAACAAUCAGAGACCCAACAAUGGGAUACCUACUCCCAACAAAACAUACAGACCACUCCAACCAACUACUUUGACACACCCUACUCCAAUUGCAUGCAGAAUAACACGCCUCCUCCAGUCCAGCAACCCUACACUACAGUGCACGCAGAGAACCCCCCUUCCAUCUAUGACCUGGAGAUCUCAAUCAGCUACAGAAGAACGGAAGUUUUGAAAACCCGCCUGUGUUCAUCACUGGUUCAGUUUUACUACCAGUGUGACCCAUCUGAGCUAAGAGGCACACCCAUUCGCUUCCCGAACACCGAGUGUCUAAUUGACCUCAAACAAGUCCAAUACACUAAACGCAUUCUAGAAAGUAUCCAGAGAGGUCUGCAACUGGAAAUAAGCCAGUAUGGCAUAUAUGGCUUCCGUCAGGACAAGUGUAACGUGUUUGUCAGCACCAGCGAUCCCAACAAGAUCCAGAACCCAGAGCCCAAAAAACUGCAUCAGAACUUCAGGGAGCAACUCCUGAGCUUUGAAAAGUACAUAAAAGAUCUAAAGGAUUUCAAAGAGAACAAACGUGGGUCUCCAGAUUAUACCAUCUAUCUGUGCUUUGGGGAGAAACUCCCUGAUGGAAAGCCUUUGGAGAAAAAACUUAUUGUUGUCAAAGUUGUACCUCUGAUAUGCCGUGAACUUCACGAAAGAGCUCAAAUGGAGGGAGCGUCUUCUCUUCUAAAUGACAACGUUAGCUUACAAAUCUCCCACAACAGCCUUUUUGAACUUAUAAAUUCUUUGGGUCUGCCUUCAAUGGACUAAACUAACUAGUCAUUUGACAUUCCUUUUUUAUCUUUAGACAUAGAAACACAUUCAUAUUGUUACUGAUCUUUCCAUUGGUAAUUUACAAGGGGCAUUCUUAGGUGAUUUUCAUAGGGGCUUGUUUGGUUUGCUAUGGAAUGUUAUUUUAACUUUAUGAAACUAUAUUGUUCAAAUUAUCAUAAAUGUAGUGUAUUAACUACAUUUUUCUGAUGAGGGCUGAGACCUCAUUUUCAUAUCCUGUCUUCUAGUGAAGAGUCUUUUACACUUUGCCCAAAGGGCUGCAUUUUCAGUGCUUCUAGUCUAUAGCCUCCUCUAUGAAUGAGAUGUCUAUUAAGUUUGGUGUCAUAUUAUGACAUUAAAUGAACUUAUUUUAAAACUAGUGGUUGACUGAUAAGGUUUUUUUCUUAUUGGCUGACACGAUGUAUGAUACUCUUCAAAAACAUGAUCAUAUCACUCCAGUUCUAGCUUCUCUUCAUUGGCUACCGGUCUUUUUUUAGAAUUCAAGAUUUUGCUGCUUGUUUUUAAAGCUCAUAAUUGACAAGCCCCAUCUUAUGUCUGACCUUAUUUACUUGCAUUCAUCUCUUAAGUCUCUCGGGUCUGCCAAUAAAGCUGUCCUUUAUAUCCCACGGUCACGUCUUAAAUAAAAAUUGGACAGACUUUGCAGUUGCUGCUCCACGCUUUUGGAAUCAAUUGCCACCUGACAUUGAAAGAGAGAUUGAAGGAGCACACAAUCUAGACGUGACACUUUUUUCUCUCUUUGGCCUUCCCUGGCUGUUAACUUAUUUUAUUGUAUUUUAUAAUUGUUUUUUGUACAGACCUUUGGUCAGUGUAAGCUGCAUUUAAAUGUGCUUUAUAAAUAAAAUGUACUUUAGGUGGUAUAAACAAAAUCUGAUCAGAGAAAAAAAUAUAUAUCACAAUCACAUGUUAAAGAUUACACAAUUAUUUUCCAUUUGACAGAUUUGUUUUGAAAUGUAUAAUCUUACAAAUUGAUUACGGAGUAUCAGCACAUCAUACCACUUUAAAGAAAAUAUUCCA
This is a messenger RNA of Xyrauchen texanus (razorback sucker), 2389 nucleotides long. RefSeq names its product interferon regulatory factor 7 (gene irf7). Bases 74 to 1354 code for a protein of 426 amino acids. The record is from RefSeq and is a predicted model, not a curated record. NCBI's taxonomy places the organism in Eukaryota, Metazoa, Chordata, Actinopteri, Cypriniformes, Catostomidae. Gene Ontology annotation, biological process: immune system process; regulation of transcription by RNA polymerase II. Gene Ontology annotation, cellular component: nucleus. The transcript is spliced from 9 exons. Gene Ontology annotation, molecular function: RNA polymerase II cis-regulatory region sequence-specific DNA binding; protein binding; DNA-binding transcription factor activity, RNA polymerase II-specific.